Messenger RNA from Chaetomium fimeti, 1925 nucleotides. RefSeq lists its product as uncharacterized. The transcript is spliced from 4 exons. The record is from RefSeq and is a predicted model, not a curated record. The coding region runs from base 225 to 1925 and encodes 566 amino acids. NCBI's taxonomy places the organism in Eukaryota, Fungi, Ascomycota, Sordariomycetes, Sordariales, Chaetomiaceae.
CUGCACGCCCGGCAUGCUGCAAUGUCAGUGCUUCUUCCUUUAACGCCUACCUAACUGAAAAGUACCACUUUCACCCCAACCCCUAGGUAUCCAUCGAAGCCCGACACAUCAACCCGCACUCUGGGUAUGGAGCCAUGAUGUGCCGGGAAUAUCGGAUUACUCGAAUCAGAACUCAUUCAACCAUCAAUAAACAUCGCACGUAAACGGACAGACCAAAUGCAGCCAUGGGUCGAUUAGGACCCAUCACUUCUCUAGGACUCGGACGGUCACCAUAUGACGAUGUGGUCCCGGGCGAAGGCCCAGAGGACUCGCGUUUUCCUCAGCAGCUGUAUGAUGAGCGAGGCCGCCCUAUCAACCCGGAGACCAAGCGUAUCAAUCGGGACGUGAUUCGCUCUCAUAAUGAAGUGAUGAUGGUCAUUGGUGUUGCCGAACCAGAGAAUACCGCCCCCGAUACACAGUUCGAGGUAGCCCGCAGGCAUCACCAGUAUGAGGACCGUAUCGGCAGGAGGCUGCUUCUGGCCGGCGGCGUGCUGGAGUCGGCGGCCAUCUGGGGCGUGAAUGGCAUGAGGCAGCGCAUUUUGCUCUACAAACCAUACUCGCAAACAACCUUCUAUGGCAUGUUUCAACUCGCCUGGAGCCAGCAGUCUGUAGGCUCCUACUUCUUCGGCGGCUUGCCAUCGUUUCUGGCGAGUACACUUCUGGAGCAGCUACCGGCCCCUGAGCUGAAGAAAACAACAUCAUUUCGAUAUGUCAUGACAUACAUUCGUCUCCAUUUAGCGAUUUACGCCUUCUUCCAGCGAACAGGAAUUAUUCCCUACAACCGUUGGGUCCCUAACUGGCGGUUUUUCGUCCCGGGAACUAGCAUAUCACCUAUUCCCUUCCCACCGACUCCGACCUCAUUCCACCCCCGAAGCCUUCUCCAGUGGCUUGGUGCCUUCGCGCUUGGGGCAGCGCCGUUCGCCAGCUUCUACCUCUACACCAAGUUCCAUACCGUCAUAACCAAAACCCUACGGUACAAAAUCCAUCAGCUCCUUCCACGACCACAUAACACGCACAAGCGGCGACUCUUCGGCAACCAACCCACAGGUGCCGAAUAUGGCCCCACCGAACACCGAACCGACGAACCACUCUCCUCCCCCACCGCAACGACAACACCGACAACAAGCGACGCCACCCCCAACGGCCCUCCCCGCCGACAAAGCACCGUCUCACUGCGCGGCGACAACAGCACCACCGCCACCGACCAACCCACCUUCGGCGGCUCCACCCAGGGGACCCACGACGACUUCGCCUCCGACGACGAAGACACCGAGAUAAUCAGCGCCACGCUCAUCAGCUUCGACGUCGAAGCCACCGACGCGACCACCCCUCUCGACCCGACCUCCACCCACUCCGCCACCGCCCACGGCGGCGAAGACACCACCCCGGGCGUCUGGUCCGCCGAGCUGCGCCCCAACCCCAACCUCGGCAACGCUCAGCCCGGCGGCGGCGGCGGCGGCGGCGAGUACGGGUUCCCGGGCGGCGGCAGCGGCGAAGCCCAGGACAACCGCGUGUACCGCGAGAACGUGCUCACGCGCCUGCCGGCCAUCCUCGCCACCGACGUGCUGGCCAUCACGCCGGCGCGGCUGCUGAUGACGCCGCUGGCGUCGAUGGUGUGGCUGGGCCUGGCGCGGCCGUACAUGCGGCGCACGGGGAUGGCGCUGUGCGGGGUGGUGGAGGGGGUCGGCUGGUGGUGGGGCCUCAGGGAAGGGCGGGGGCUGGUGAAUAUGCUGGGCCUGGAGCUGCUGCUGGCCGUGAUGCAGUGCGAGGCGUGGGCGGUGGUCAUGCUGGCCGCGGAGCGGUUUCGGUAUAGCGAUGAGGAGUGGAGCGAGAGGGAGGGCUUGGGUGAGGGGGAGGAGGAGGAGGGGGCCCCCGAGAGAAACUAG